UGACGGCACCGCCAAGUCUCAAGUCUUCGUGUUACGCGCCGCAAAAGUUGAAAUGUACAGUAGCACACAAUUCCGCGAUUCUAACGACUCACAGCUACACGUUAGGCUUCCGCCUAAUGUAUAUACUCCGGGCGAUACUCCGGGCACCCUUGCAAAGGCCUCCAGCGCGUUUGAUCAGCGGCCGUCGGUUCAGACAAUCUCGGAACUCGCAGACGCGAUGGUACUCGACCGACCCAAGUACACCGAACGGUACUGAUGGAAAGCCAGUGGUAGGCGGUAAAAAUGGCACAGAAGACGACAAGACCAGUGUCGGGGAAGCUUCAGAGCAGAAAGAUGUCGGCACAGCGCCUGAAGACGCAGAGCAUAUAGCCCAGAAUCUGCAACGUUCACAAGAAAUGACUCGGCGGUACUCCUCAGCUCUGCGACGCACGCAGCGCCGCAAUCGCGCACAAGACCUUCCUCCUGUUGUGAUACCGAAUUGGUUCUUGGAAGAAAGAAUCAUCCUACACAACGACGCGUCCGCCCCAUCCACCGCUUCUGGCUCAAAGCAGUCCGAGAUUACGUUGCGUUUGAAACAACAUGAUGAGAAGGACGCUGCGCAAUGCUCUAUACCAAUAAGCAAUCCGUUCACCGGCGUUCGGCUCCUGGAUCAAUGGGUAUCAUCGGCUUGGCAUGGGGAGUUGAUGGCUAAUCAAAGCCAGGACUUCGCCAGAACGCUGGCGGCAGAGUGGAGGUUUGGAGAUCACCAAAGCAUUAUAGAUGCAUUGGAGCAAGGCGCUGAUUUUCCAUCUUCCGAUGAAAAGUUUCGCAAACUAUUGCUCCUGCGUCUUCACAAAUUGGGUGUCGACUUAGUUGGAACCGAACAACUCUUGAAGCCAUUGGAUAAUGACCUUCUGACACGGGCAAAGCAGAAUUACAUGAAAGCAAGCAGAUUACUUGGAGCAUCAGUGCGCUCUUAUGAGGCUACAGUGCCUGCGUCACAAUCUCAGGGCAAGCAUCGACCUCAUGUUUCUCCCUUCACCUUAGCAGAAAUUCGUGCAACAAUGGCCGCGUCCUUAUCAGCUCUUCAACCGGCCAUUAACGAUACAUUUCCUUCCGCGAGAACAAAUCUCAUAUUACACUCUCCACAUGCCAAUCUGGACGGGACCAUACGACAAGCUGUGAAGGGAAUGGCGUCGGAACUGGGAGCUGAUAUGAUCGAAUUAUCAGCUCAGGAUCUUGCAGAGAUAUGUGGAGACUACCUCGGUGAAGGCUCUGAGCCAUCUUUGCAUUCAAUACGUUCUCUGGGCUAUGAAACCCACAGACUAACUGCGGAACUUGGUAGCGAAGUGGAAGAUCUCGGAAACCCAGAAACCGCGGAGGCUGGAGAGGAGGCACCCCAGAAUUCUUUCCCCUCAACAGGUUCUCAGCCUCCCUUCACAACAUUGCCACCCCUGAUAAUACCUUUAUCCAGUAUGCUCAAGAACCUGACAGAGAAUCUGAAAUCGGUGCAAUUGGGGCAUGAAGAGCAGGAGACUCCUCCCAGUGAUGUCCAGGGACGCGUUCUCACCAAAGCUGAGAUUCAACUUGAAGAUUUGAAGAUUUCAAACUUGUUAGAGCACAUCAUAGGAUCAGUUGAUGCCAAGCGAUCUACUAGCAAUUCCGGCACAGAAAGCGGCAUUGAUGAACGUCCUACUCAGACGAAGCAGAUGGGCCAGCCAAUUUCUCCUGAAUUCUUCGAUUUCCCCACUCCAACCGCCCAGCAAGAAAUCGAUCUUUUCCAGGCCUUGCCACGUAAAGCAGCAACUGUUUUCGAUAUCACAGCAAAUAUCAAAGCACAACAAUACCCGACCGGGUCCCCUAGAUCCAAAGUCAUACAUAUUCAGGACUUCAGAGAGCUUAGUGCCACACAUUAUGGAAGUAGAAUCAUCCAGAAGUUGGAAGAUAUCGUACGCAGAAGAAGGAACGCUGGCGAGAGCAUCAUGAUAGUCGGCACAACGUGUUCACGAGACCUCACACCCGAAUCUUCGGUUGACGGUGUUCAAGGUAUUCAGGCAGAAGGUGAUGCCGGCUUCUUUCGUAGUAUUGUGGUCCCGGCCGAGACAGCCGAGGAUUUUCGUAACGACUCUACUAGAAGAGGAGAUCGCGAUGCACUUGACGAGAUGCUCACCUCGGUAGAGAGGAAAAAGCUGGGCGCCAUAAACACGCGGCAUAUUCAGAACAUGCUUCACGCUCUCGAUCCCAGGGCCUCUCGGCAAAUUUCACUCCGAUCAGAAUUCAACAAGAUGAACGAAAUCCAUAUUGCAGAGGGUCUAUUCCCCGCAUUUCUUUGCUCUCGAAUCAUGACUCACGAUGAAGUUCAUCGAGUAGCACUGACAACUCUAGGCUUGCAUCUUAUCGAUCCUGUCUGCGAUGCUCUGAAAUGGACUCAUGUGGCUCUGGCAAUAAGUCUACUGAAAGCAAGUGACGAGGCAAAGUUUUCUCUUAUCAAAAGAAUGGCUGAUAAAGAGAAGUUUAAAUCCUUGAACAGCUUCAAGGAUUGGACCAAAAAAAUGGCUACCGCAUCUCAGUCUGCCGAUGCACAAGCUCGCAACCGGAGACAAACACAACUAUCAAACAUCACAGCCACAGCAGACAAAUAUGAGAAGCGAUUGAUGCCUGGGAUAGUAAAUCCGGAACAGAUCAAGAUUGGGUUUGGCGAAGUGCAUGUGCCUCCGGAAACCGUGGACUCCAUCAAAACGCUCACUUCCAUGUCUUUCCUUCGCCCUGACGCGUUCAACUAUGGUGUUUUGGCAACAGAAAAAAUAUCAGGGGCACUUCUCUAUGGCCCCCCAGGCACUGGUAAAACGCUGCUCGCGAAAGCGGUAGCCAAAGAGAGCGGUUGCUCCGUCCUUGAGGUUUCUGGAAGUCAGAUCCAUGACAAAUAUGUAGGAGAAGGAGAAAAGAAUGUGACUGCAAUCUUUUCUCUCGCACGCAAGUUGUCGCCGUGCAUUGUCUUUCUCGAUGAGGCGGAUGCCGUUUUGUCGUCCCGAGACUCGGGUCGUGAACGUGCGUCGGGUCGCGACAUCCUCAAUCAGUUCCUCAAAGAAUGGGAUGGUCUGAAUAAUAACUCUGUCUUUGUCAUGGUCGCUACCAAUCGACCAUUUGAUCUUGACGAUGCUGUGAUUCGUCGACUACCCAGGCGUCUGCUGGUGGAUUUGCCAACCGAGCGUGACCGGGAAGAGAUACUCAAGAUCCAUCUCCGCGACGAGCAACUGGACGAGUCCGUGGAUUUGGCAAGCCUCGCACAGCAAACGUCUUUCUACAGCGGCUCCGACUUGAAGAAUGUCGCAGUAGCUGCUGCAUUGGCUUGUGUGAAGGAAGAAAAUGAGCAGGCUAUUAUCGCCGCCGCCAAAUCCGCGGUUGACACACCCGCCAAUGCCUCAACCAACAAUUCCACGUCCCAACUCUUGCAAGGGGUCAAGUACGAUUUCCCAGAGAAACGUACCUUGCAUGUUCGUCAUUUCGACAAGGCACUGCAGGAAAUCAGCGCGAGUAUCUCCGAAGACAUGGGCAGUCUCAACGCGAUCAAGAAAUUCGACGAGAAAUAUGGAGAUAAAAAGGGGAAGAAGAAGAAGAGAAUCUUUGGUCUGGGGCCUACCGUUGAGAGCAGCGAAGCCUCAGCUAGGGUGCGACCAUAAGCUAAUGAGGCAUCAAACAUCGAAAAAGGGCUACGGUUUCUUUCGUGCGUGUGUGUAAUAUUGUGUAU
Molecule: messenger RNA, 3727 nt
Organism: Periconia digitata
Lineage: Eukaryota; Fungi; Ascomycota; Dothideomycetes; Pleosporales; Periconiaceae
Source: the annotation of a GenBank genome assembly